AGAAACACACUAACCUUUCAUAAAAGCAUUCUUCUCUUUUUACUAUUUUGAUUACUAUUUCACGUAAUAGGUUCUAUAACUCGUUUCGAAUUUGAAGAAACAAACCCUAGAUAGAUCAACUCUGUUAGUUGCAUUCCAAAGAUGGAAUCAAACGAAGAAUACGUCAAGUUUUUAGGUGAAGGUGCUUACAGUUUUGUUGAUCUCUUCAAGUACACAAAAAGCGACGGCUCUUCGUUUCUCGCCGCCGUAAAAAGCUCCGAUGAAGAAGACUCUCUCCUUACAGAGAUUCGGAUUCUUUCGGAACUCAGAGGAUGUCCGAGAAUCAUACAAUACUUUGGUAACGAUUUGGAAGAGGGUUUUGACUAUAAAGGAAACAGAGUCUACAAGUUGCUUCUUGAGUACGCAACCGAAGGUAGUUUAAGCUAUUUCAUGAAUAAUUACAAAGAUAGAAAAUUACCAGACUUGAUGAUUAGAGACUUCACGCGUAUGAUUCUCCAAGGUUUGGUCUCGAUUCAUAGCCACGGUUAUGUUCAUUGCGAUCUCAAGUCAGAUAAUCUCCUUGUUUUCAAGUGUAGAGAUUCUUACGAAUUGAAGAUUUCUGAUUUUGGAAUCUCGUUAGAAGUCGGAGAAAUUCCUGAUCACUGGAAAAUCGAAUACCCUUUUGUUGGAACCCCUAAUUACAUGCCGCCGGAGUCUCUACAGGACGGUGUUGCCAAGAAAACCCUAGAUUUGUGGUCAUUAGGGUGUUUAGUGUUGGAGAUGUAUGUGGGUAAGAAGCCAUGGCUAGGGUUUCAUCCUGACGAUUUUGUGUCUAUCCUCUCUAAUGGUAACGCUCCAGAGAUUCCCGAGAGUUUGCCUUGCGAUGCAAGGGAGUUUAUUCAAACGUGUUUCGCAAGGAACCCUAUGGAGAGAGGUACUGCCUCUGAGCUGCUGUCUCAUCGGUUUUUGCUUCUAAAAACAUCGAAAUCGAAGAUGAUUUUUCCAUUUAACCCGCUUAAGUUUAAGAAAAUUUUAAAUAAAUUCUUGAGGUUAAAGAAUUUCCUCUGAAACUGUGUGCUGAAUUUACUCUGUUACUCUAGUAGAUCGUUUAUUUUGUAAGUAGAUCAACUUACGUUAUGAUGAAAAUAUAGAUCUCAUCUCUUAAUCUUGUAUGUAAUGACACUAUUAAUAUAGUUUUUCUUUGAAGAAAUUGUUGUCUUUGUU
This is a messenger RNA of Arabidopsis arenosa, 1203 nucleotides long. NCBI's taxonomy places the organism in Eukaryota, Viridiplantae, Streptophyta, Magnoliopsida, Brassicales, Brassicaceae. The record is from the annotation of a GenBank genome assembly.